Messenger RNA from Phoenix dactylifera (date palm), 4810 nucleotides. RefSeq names its product Regulator of chromosome condensation (RCC1) family protein. Gene Ontology annotation, biological process: negative regulation of GTPase activity. Gene Ontology annotation, molecular function: small GTPase binding. The record is from RefSeq and is a predicted model, not a curated record. Gene Ontology annotation, cellular component: membrane. Lineage: Eukaryota; Viridiplantae; Streptophyta; Magnoliopsida; Arecales; Arecaceae.
CUAGGACCCCGCCCAUCAGUCUCAGCGCCCGCGGAUUAAAACGCUCCCAAAAAAGGCACAAACCCCCUCCCUCUCUCCCUCCACGGCCCAUUAAUUCCCCCUCCCCUCACGCCAAACAUUAAAAACCCCCCAAAUCUUUUUCUUUUUGCUACCUUAUUCGCAUCCCCUUCCGUCCUUUCUCGGAUCUAGGGCACAAACCCUAGCUCCCCAAUCGUCCACCGCCUCGCGCCCGUCGUUGAAAUGUCGGCCGCCGACGCUGAGAAGAAGCCGGUGGAGGGCGAGAAAGCGGCGGCCGCCGCUGGAGAGCUACUGUAUUGCGGCGGCACCAACUGGGGUGUCAUGGGCCGCAAGGCCGGAACUCCUCUCACCGGGAACCUCGUCUCCCCCACCCGCCUCCGCCCCCUUGUUGGGGUCGACAUCCGCUUCGUCGCCUCUGGCUGCAGUUCUAUGGAUUCUGGCGGCUAGAAGGGAUUUAACAAGCUAAAUGAUCCAAUUUUUUUAAAUUGUUGCCUGCUGAACAAGUGAUUUCGUGGAACCGCAAGGUCCUGUAGCAUUUGUGCGGUUUUUAAAUUUCCUUUAUAUCCGAAUUUGUGCUAUCAUGUUAUUCUUUUGUGGAGUUUAAAACGGAAAAUGUAAGGCGGGAAUCAAGUGAAUGCUGUGCUUUGAAAAAUUCUAGUUAUGGUGAAGUAUUUGAUUCCUUGUUUUUACGUGUUAUUUCAUUUUUAUAUGGAUCUGAACACAAUUUUUAAUAAUGCGCUUCUUAAGUUUAAUUAAGACCAGAACAAAAAUUUUUUUUACAAAAACCUGGUGAUACCAUGGAACAUUCAAGCACACCCUUGCACAUCUCACUUUCUUAGAUUGGUGCAUCUGUUGCCUUUCUAUAGGUGGUUGGGUUAUCUUUGACAUCAGUGAACUGAUUUUGGUACCCAAAUGUGGCAACACCCCAUGAGAAUUGUGCAGAAAUAAACAAUAGUUUAUAUAAAUAUUGUAGUGUUCUCUUGCUUGUAACUCUUGUAGCCACAUCCUGUCAUAGAAAGCCAAAGAAAUGUCUUGCAUGGAUUAUAUUUGGUAUUGCCAACAGGCUAGCAGUAAAACAGCUUAUAAUUGAUCUGCAUGAUGAACUUCUCCUUGUAUGUAACAAAUAUAUGGCAUCGGGUGUGGUGGAUACAAGGGAGCUGGAUGAAUCAUGCUGGGCAGUAUCUGUCUAUUUGAUUGUUUGCAUGAUUUGUAAGGAACCAUUUGAACUAUUUUAUGGGAACUAAGGAUGAAAGAUGUACCUAAAAUUAUAUUUUAAUAUGUUAAAGACAUCCAUGAAGGGGUCUCGGCACAAGUUUCUUAAGUUACUGCAGUGGGAUGAGUUACCCAAAGAUGGAGUUACUACCGAUGACAAUGAGGUACUGUGUAUGCUUAAUUUGCUUGCUGUUCAGUGGAAAUUUAUUGGACAGCAAUACAGUUAAAUGCUCAAACUUUUUGGUGAAAGAAAGUAUUGGGAAACACUAGAACUGGAAUGGAGCAUAUGGGAUGCAGUUGGAUCAGUAACUCUCACAAAGAAAUAGUAGAGAACGGAUAUGAGGCUCCAAUAUGAUAGGGUGAUCAAUUUUGUUUCAUUGAUAUGUCCUGUAGUAGAGUAAAUGGUGACAGGGACUCAUAAUAGUAUAAAGUUGAUUGAUAAGAUCAGAAGUGCUUUUGGAACAUAUGCCUUUAAGACUAAUGGUGAAGUUAUAUAAGAUGAUUCUAAAUUUCAUGUUGUUGUGGAGUUUAAAAAUACAAGUGCAUAAAGCAAUAUAAGAAUGCUGAGGUGGGUACCUAGUAAAACUAGCAAGGAAAUGGUGAGGAAUGAGUAUAUUUUAUGAAGUAAAGGAUAUGGUGAGGAAUAAGUGCAUUAUAUGAAGUAAAUUAAUUGGAUCGAUUAAUGACAGUGUUAAAAAUCAAUGCAGAUGGUAUGCACAAGUGCAACAAAAAUUUAAUGGCAAACUUGGUAAAAAUAAGGAAUAGGAUCUUUUGAAAGGUGAAGAGGAAAUCUGGGGAGGCCUAUAAUAGCAUGGAUAGAAAUAGUGAGAAAUAAUUUGAGAAACUUGCAUUGACAAGGGAUAUAACCCAUAAUAGGCAAAUAUGGAAUAUGAUUACAUUUCAUGUCAUCUGGCCUACUCUGUUAUGAGGAACAUAUGCUAAACUGAUGAUCAAACUUUUGGAGGAAUUCUACUGCUUAAAACUGUCUAGCUCAUUAGCGCAUCUAUAACAAUAUGUUUCAAUUUAGACUCUAAUCUUGUGAUAUAUUGGAAGCAAACUUUGGGAGCCAGAUAUGUUAUUCUGUCUUCUAUGUAGUUAUUGUAAUACUGGAAAAUUUCAAGUGACUGUUGCUUUCACUAUUCAUACUUUUGUAGUAAUUUUUUUUGUUGAACAAUUUCUUGGUGUAGGGAUGACUUCUCAACCCAUUUAUUGUGAUUGAGUUGGUAAUGUACACAAACAGUCAGCAGCUGCUGCUGCUCUCUUGUUUUUUCCUCACUUCUAUUAAUUUCACAUCAUGUUCACCAGCAUCUUCUCAUCCAAGUCCUGGCCUUUAUUAAGUGAUUUCCUUGUGGAAGAUUCACAACAUUAGUCCUCAAGCUUGUAGUCUAGAAGCGAAGACUUUAGCCAUGAUAAAGAAUGCUCGUGAUUGAAAAUUGUGAGAGAUGUAUGAAAAACCUCUUUCUUAGACAGCAUCUUGCGGUAGCUUUCUCAAGAGGAGAAACUAAAUGUGAAAUGGGUUACGAGAGUCUACAUGUUUUUCUUAAUAAGCAUGUGCCUUAGAGCUUGAAAAUGAGACAAAGUGGUGAACCAUGUCCUCCUUGCGAAAGCUUUGGAAGCACGAGACCUGAUUUCUCUUCUGUAUUUGAGCCUUUUUUCAGUAUAUCCACUUCAUUGUCUUAGCUACAGCAAGUUUUCCUUUUCGUGUUUUGCUGCUCAAAAACUGCCCACAGUCUGCUGAUUUACUGGGUUGUUGUACUUUAGAUAUGUUAAUGUGGAAGCGUGAUCAAGUUGGUCUUCUAUUGUGGUUCAUGUCCCAAGAAUUUGGGAUAUUGCUUGCUUCUUGCCAUUGCGUGGCUUUGGAUGUUGAAGGCCGUUGCUAUACAUGGGGACGGAAUGAGAAGGGACAGUUGGGACAUGGGGAUACUCUUCAAAGAAAUUUGCCAACUAUUGUGUCUGGAUUGUCAAAAUAUAAAAUUAUCAGAGCUGGCACCGGGAGGAACCAUACAGUUGUGGUAACUGAAGAUGGGAAAUCUUUCUCUUUUGGUUUGAACAAGCAUGGGCAAUUGGGGUCAGGUUCAAUAAAGAAUGAAAUCGAGCCCUCUCCUGUUGCUUGUUUGGUUUCUGAAGCCACAAUUGGUGUUUGUGGGGCUGAUUUUACUGUAUGGCUGUCGUCAGUGGAAGGCUCCUCCAUAUUAACGGCAGGUCUGCCACAGUAUGGACAACUUGGUCAUGGAACAGACAACGAGUAUAAUGUCAAAGAAGGUUCUGUAAAGCUAGCCUAUGAGCCGCAGCCUCGUCCACGAGCAAUAGCUGCAUUUUCAGGAAAAACAAUUGUUAAAGUUGCCUGUGGAACUAACCAUACAGUUGCUGUUGAUUCAAGUGGCUUUGUUUACACCUGGGGAUUUGGUGGAUAUGGAAGGCUGGGUCACAGAGAGCAGAAGGAUGAAUGGGUUCCUCGUCUUGUUGAAGUAUUCCAAAGGCAGAAUGUUCUACCACUUGAUGCUAUAGUCUCAGCAGGUUCUGUCAGUUCUGCAUGCACUGCUGGAGGAGGUCAGUUAUAUAUGUGGGGAAAAUUGAAGACCACAGGCGAUGACUGGAUGUAUCCUAAGCCAGUUAUGGAUUUGAGUGGGUGGAAUAUCCGAUGCAUGGCCUCUGGUUAUAUGCACCAUGUUGUUGGUGCUGAAGAUUCAUGCAUUAGUUGGGGUCAUGCUCAGUAUGGAGAGCUUGGAUAUGGUCCCCUAGGACAGAAGUCUUCUGCGAACCCCAAAAAAGUUGAUAUUCUUAAUGGCAUGCAUGUGACAAGCGUGGCCUGUGGAUUGGGUCUUUCUCUGAUUGUUGUUGAUAGAGCAAAUGUUGGUGAUCGACUGGAUCAGCUGGAAGUUUACCAUGGUGAAAGUUCUGCUGAUGGAACAGAAGAUAAUGAAAAUGAAAAUAACACUCCUGGUAAAAGCACAAACAAAAGUGCUGCUAAUUCUUCUGCAAAUUCCAAGAAAAGGAAGAAUGGGGACUCGUCAGAGGAUGAAGAUGAAGGGGAUGACAGCAAUGAUGAUGAAGACAUGAAUGGUGAGAUCAAGGACACAAAGGGUAAGCGGGGUGGCAAAUCAUCUGGUAGAGGCCGAGGAAGGGGUGCCAAGAAGGGCGUAACUCAGGUGAGGAGUUCAGGAAGAGGGAGGGGCCGCCCUAAAUCUGAGAAAGGUUCUGGCCGUGGCCAAGGGCGCCAAGAAACUGAGAAAGCAAGCUCGGGACGUGGUCGUGGGAGAGGGCGGGCUGGGAAGAGGGGGAGGUCCAGUAGGCCCCAUGUCAGAACCUGCCAGAAUGGCCCUGAACCCCUGACCUCAUGCCGCUGUGGUUAGAGCGAUGCCUCGGGUCGUUAGAUCAAUCUGUCGAAGUGUUCUCACCUGAAGGCCUGCAAAAGAGUAGCUAUGAGAGUUGCAGGAUAGAUUUAUUUCUUUUGCUUCAGCAAUGUGUACAUGUAUCAUUUCUGAUGAGCCCAUGCUGAUGCAUGCGAAAUCAAAUGGUGCAUUGUAUACUUUAUCAGAAUGGCUUCUUUCAUGGUUUGGUUUUAGCUGUUCUCUUCAAA